Molecule: messenger RNA, 614 nt
Organism: Cotesia congregata
Lineage: Eukaryota; Metazoa; Arthropoda; Insecta; Hymenoptera; Braconidae
Source: the annotation of a GenBank genome assembly
AAAUUUUUUUUUCAGGUAUAACCACAAGAAAUUUAUUAAAAAACAGCUUGCGCUUCCUAAAGAUGUCUACCGAAGCAUUUAAAACCCACGAAGUACUUCCGGAUGUAAUUAAAACUCUUCCUUCAUCAAUCCUACAAGUUACUUACGCUAACAAUGUAAAAGUUGACCUGGGGAACGAACUGACUCCCACCAAAGUAAAGGACCCGCCGACUGUCCACUGGGACGCUGACUCUGGCUCAUUUUACACCCUAUGCAUGACCGAUCCCGACGCGCCAAGUCGCAAACAACCAACCUACCGCGAGUGGCACCACUGGUUAGUCGGGAACAUUCCCGGGAACGAUCUCUCAAAAGGGGAGGUUCUAUCGGAGUACAUCGGUUCCGGGCCGCCCGAAGGAACAGACCUCCACCGGUACGUGUUCCUGGUCUACAAGCAGCCCCAAAAGCUUACCUUCGACGAGCAGCGCCUGACGAACCGCAGUGGCAACAAUCGCGCCAAAUUUUCCAUCAGUAAAUUCGCGGAGAAGUACAACCUUGGCGCUCCGAUCGCCGGGAACUUCUACCAGGCCGCUUACGAUGACUAUGUUCCAAUUCUUUACAAACAAUUGGGCGAUUAA